Sus scrofa (pig) is the source of this 1742-nucleotide messenger RNA. Lineage: Eukaryota; Metazoa; Chordata; Mammalia; Artiodactyla; Suidae. The record is from RefSeq and is a predicted model, not a curated record.
GCUGUCGCUGUGGUGUAGGCUAGCAACUACUGUUCUGAUUCAAUCCCUAGCCUCGGAACCUCCAUAUGCCUCGGGUGCAGCCCUAAAAAGACAAAACAAACAAACAAAAAGUCAACAGGAGGCAUUUCUACUCCAGUAUUUCCAAUGUUUUUAAAAAAGCCUAGGUUAAAAGCCUUGUUCUUCCCAUUUACUGUGUGUCAUUUGGAUAAGAUUUUAAAAAAUCUUUUUAGCCUGGUUCCCAUCUGUUAAGAUAGGGAUCUUAUAAAGAAAAACUUAUGUAAAACACAAGAGCCUGGAAAAAAAUUCCUUUAAAUCACUUUAUCUUCAUUAGGUUGUUUUAAAAUUUCUCAAGUUAAAUUAGUAUGGCACCAUAUGUUUAUUGCAGGGAUAAAUUCCUGUGCUAUCCAUAGAUAAUCCCCACUUUUUAAGUCCUUUUGUGUUUUCUCCUGAAGGUUACUCAAGAGAAGAAGAGCAAAAAUGGGAAACUACACAGUAGUAACAGAGUUUAUCCUCCUGGGACUGUCAGAUGACCCACAGCUUCAGGUUGUGGUCUCUGUCUUUCUGCUCAUCACCUACCUGCUCAGCAUCACUGGGAACCUGACCAUCAUCACCCUGACCCUGCUGGAUCCCCACCUCCAGACCCCCAUGUAUUUCUUCCUCAGAAACUUCUCCUUACUAGAGGUGUCAUUCACAACUGUCACUAUACCCAGGUUCCUGAGCACCAUUAUUACAGGAGAUAAAACCAUUUCCUUUAAUGAUUGCAUGGCUCAGUUAUUUUUUUUAAUUCUUUUAGGAGUCGCUGAAUUUUACCUUUUGGCCGCCAUGUCCUAUGACCGUUAUGUCGCCAUCUGCAAACCUCUGCAUUACUUGGCCAUCAUGAAUCCUAGACUCUGCAUAUUGCUGGUCUUUGCUUCUUGGCUGGCUUCAUUCUUAAUCAUAUUCCCAUUACUCAUGCUGUUCAUUCAACUUGAUUACUGUAAGUCCAAUGCUGUGGACCAUUUUACUUGUGAUUAUUUCCCCUUAUUACACCUUUCCUGUUCAGACACCACAUUCCUAGAGAUGGUGGGUUUUUCCUGUGCUGUGUUUAUUCUAUUGUUCACGUUGGCAUUAAUAAUUCUGUCCUACAUAUAUAUCAUCAGAACGAUUGUGAGAAUUCCUUCUACUAGUCAGAGGACAAAGGCCUUUUCCACGUGUUCUUCCCACAUGAUUGUCAUCUCCAUCUCUUAUGGCAGCUGCAUUUUUAUGUACAUUAAACCCUCAGCAAAAGACAGGGUGUCUCUGAGCAAGGGAGUGGCCGUGCUAAACACCUCAGUAGCCCCCAUGCUGAACCCUUUUAUUUAUAGCCUAAGGAAUCAGCAGGUCAAGAGAGCCUUCAUGGACUUGGCAAGGAAGGUUGCAUUUUUCUCCAGGAAAUGAAAAAAUAAAAGAGCUGUUUCAUAUUUUAGAGGCAUAAUGAAGAGCAGUUAAAUGAAAAUUUGGGCUUUCAAAAUACUUUAAUUUCCACAUAGUCUCCUAGAGUUAUUUUUCAUUGCUUAUAUUUUAUUGCCAGCAGGUUCCCAAGGAUAUUUGCAUAUAUCUUUUUUCCCCAUUCUAAUUCUAAUUCUUCUCAUAUAAGUUAUUUUUUAUUUUAUUUCCAUUCAAAUUCCCUUCCUUCUCUCACACACUUUCCUUCUUUGGGCUGGUCUUUCCAGUCUGUAACUGUGAGACUGGCCUCAUUUCCUUCUCUGAAACUUUUUUGAAUG